Messenger RNA from Macrobrachium nipponense, 5149 nucleotides. RefSeq names its product transcription factor 12-like (gene da). Gene Ontology annotation, molecular function: protein dimerization activity; DNA-binding transcription factor activity, RNA polymerase II-specific; RNA polymerase II cis-regulatory region sequence-specific DNA binding. Gene Ontology annotation, biological process: regulation of transcription by RNA polymerase II. Gene Ontology annotation, cellular component: chromatin; transcription regulator complex. NCBI's taxonomy places the organism in Eukaryota, Metazoa, Arthropoda, Malacostraca, Decapoda, Palaemonidae. The record is from RefSeq and is a predicted model, not a curated record. The coding region runs from base 902 to 3031 and encodes 709 amino acids. The transcript is spliced from 13 exons.
GUGUCGUUAGAUGGGCGCGCACGCAGGCGACAGACCAGCCCACCGCCUCAGCCAUACGGCAUCCUCCUACACCGAGCGCCACGCUGUCAGUUUGCUAGUGCGACCCCCACCACUACCACCACCACUACCAGUAGGACUCGCCAUCUGGGUCCCCCAUUACCACUAUCUCCUCCAUCAGGAGAAACGCUGCCGCCAGUCCCCGUUCCUUCCUUCCUUCGUGGCACGCGUGUGGUUCUGUCUGCGACAACCCUUGGAGGGCCCUUUGGGUGCAGAGUAGUUGACGAUAAAGUUUUGCAUAUAACUCUACCGCAGUUUGUGGCCUCGUUGAGUGUGAGAGCGUGAUCAUUACCCAAUUGAAGAGACGAUGGAUUUUCAAGGAACGGAAAAGGGCGAACCCAUUCUCCUCUUUCUUGGCGUCGCCGGAUGACGGAACCGCUCGAGAUUUCCUGGAUUGACCCGACUUCUAUUUUCACGAAAAUGAAAUGUUUUGAAUUCUUUUCGUUGGACUGUUCUGAAACCAGUGCUGUGCCAAGUGUGUGAUUAACAGUUGCAAAGAGGGAUUAUUUGUGUGUGUGUGUGUUCUUUAGGAAAAUGCUUUUGCAAAUUCGAAAUAACUAAGUUUUAGGAAUGAAUAGAUCAUUGCAGAAGAGGUUGAAGUGAUACUGUGAUAUGGAUAAAGAGAACUUUUCUUCGUGUCUGUCAGUUUUAGGAGCAACAUGGUACUUCAACUGCAGUUUGAAUAUUCACUUUGUGUUUGUUUAUGAUUGUUAGAAAUGAGUACUGGCGUCGCUUCUCUGGAAGUCUAUGGUUACAGUGCAAGUGUGAAAUAGUUGCUUUGACAUCUGACCCUUUCAAAGUGCCUAUGCUUGCAAACAAGGUUUAUAGGGUGCCUUAAUUUAUUAUGCUCGAGCCGGGAUUGAGUGAGCGCUCUUUUGCCGCCUUGUUGGUGGAGCCUUCAGGCAGUAUGCUGGCGGGGGGCAACUCGACUCUCUCCCACACUUCUCCCAGGGGCACGGCCAAGAGCCCGUGCGUCGCUCCUCUGCUGAAUGGUUGUGACGAAGGCGGUGCCGGUGCGAGCGCUUGUGUCGAUCGCGAUGACGAUGGAGGGGGAGGAGGCCCCCAGGCCACCGGGGCGUCGUCGGAUCCUCUCCAUCAGCAACACCAGCAGCAGGUGAAUGACGGCCUCUCCGGAGGCCUUCCUGCAGCAGCUGUCGCUCUGCUGCCCCCGUCGACGUCUUCAUCGUCGACUUCCUGUAAUGUUCCCUCCUCAGGCAUCCCCCACGGGGGAGUCCUCGGCGGCAGUGGCACUGCCGCGGGUGGUAUUAUCAAAUCGGAGAAUCCCCUGGAGUCGGACCCAUACAGCCUGCCCACUGGGCCUUAUGCAUUGCCGUCGACGACCAACCUUUUCCCUCCCUCGUUGUAUUCCUCGCCGCCCUCCGGUUUGACUUCGAAUGUCCAUCACCACCAUUCGGCAGUACCUCAGACUCAUCAUCUGCACCCACCGGAGCAUCGAGACGUCUUCCCCUCGCCCUUCUCGACCCUCACUUUCCCAUUCCAGGUAUGUAAUGAUGAUGGAACGCCAGCGACCUAUGGUAGGAUUUUGUAUGGAUCAGACGACUUCAACCAGGAUUCCCCACGGUACACAUCUCCCAAACCUGGCGGGGCAUAUGGGGAUGCCUAUUUCGAUGGCGGGGUUGAUGUAUGGGGGGCGACCGGCGGUGGUGCUGGUGGAGCAGCAGCAGCAGGGGCAGGAGCUGUGGGUGGGAGUUACCCUUACCCUUCACCGUCCAUGAUGGGUCCCUCCUCACAUCUUAGCCAACCUCAUUAUAUACCACAGCACCUACAAGACCCCAUAGGAUAUGAUCAUAUGCCAAGUGGUCUCCCACCUAUGUCUACAUUUCGUGGGCCUGGAGCCAGCAGCACAACAGGUGGGGGAUCAGUGGCUACCUCUUCACCUUUAUAUACACACUCACCGGUGCCUAACCACACCCAGGCCACUCCUACAGCCAACACAGGAGAUGCUUUAGGCAAAGCAUUAUCAUCUAUUUACCCUGGGGAACAGACUUCGAGCAGCUAUAGUUCUAAUCCUGGUACCCCUGUAUCAGCCACGUCUCCUCCCCCUCUCACUUCAGGGGCAUCUAGUGGUGCCCCUCAACAGUGGCCUCAGCCUCACACUCCUACGUCACCUCAUUAUGACCGAUCUCUUCCAAUGCCACGUAUGGCAGAGGAGAACUUAGAGUCAGCAAUCGACUACCUUCGAGAUCACGGUAUUGAGACAUCAAGAAUAGAUGAGCGGCUGGAAGAUGCUGUUAAUGUUUUACAACGACAUGCAGAAACCUCUGGAGGAUUACCUGCUGGGCCCCAUUUAGGACCUCCAACACAUGGAGGAUCUUUACCACCAUACCCUGCAGGAUUGGAUUCACAUCUUGCUGGUCCACCAAAUUCUACCUUCACAACUUUAGGUUCCCAUUCCCAAGACCUGAAAGCUUUGGGCGUACCAGGAUUGGGUGAUGGUGUAAAAGAUAAACUAGAUGUAAAAGAAGAAUUAAGUACACACCUUCCAACAACUACAGUAGCAAGUUCUAUUGCUACAGGAACGAAAAGUGGAAAAAGAUCUCGAAGUUCUUGUUCCAGCACGGAGGAGGAUGAAUGUGCAGACCCUGAGACUAAAGCCUUAAGAGAGAAAGAACGUCGGCAGGCAAACAACGCAAGAGAGAGAAUACGAGUUCGUGAUAUAAAUGAAGCAUUUAAGGAAUUAGGUCGUAUGUGUAUGAUCCAUUGUAAGAAUGAUAAGGCGCAGACCAAGCUAAACAUUUUGCACAUGGCGGUAGAGGUGAUCACCACCCUGGAGCAGCAGGUUAGAGAACGAAACUUGAAUCCAAAAGCCGCUUGUUUGAAAAGACGUGAAGAAGAGAAAUCAGAUGGUUCAAAACUACCACCACCUCAUUUGCCUCACCCUUCCAGUAUGGCCCCGCCCUUUCCAAAUUUACCAGGUGAUCAUCUAAGCCAUGGUGGUGCAGGACCACAUUAGUGACACGACCACCACUGGCAGCAGUUGUAGUCUACCAGUAGCUACAAUGGGGUUAUGGUGCCUGCCCUUUCUUUGGAGGGGAUGGUGUACAGCUGAGCUGCUCGUCCUAAAGCCUGUGCGAGAGGCAAUGUGUGGCGCAUCCAUGUGGCAGGGGAUCGUGACAUAGGGCAAUUAUGUGUUUAGUGUAUAUUUUUAAGGAUCCGAGUUUGGCGAGGGAUGGAACAGUGUUGGACAGCUGUUGAGUCACCAGGGCCUCCCAUAACCUUCCCCUACCCUGCCCAGUGCAGCUCAGUGUGUGGUCUCUUGCGUGCGAUCUUCCACAACAUAUCUCGCAGCCAAUCAUAUCACAAGGCAGCCUAAGCUUGGUCAAUAUGUGACAGUGGUCAUAGCUUCACUUUUCUUGAAUUGUGCAAAAUAGUUAUGCCAGUCUUGGUGUGUAUCUGAGAUCCCAAAGAAUCUUUGCAAGGUUGAGAGAGGACUCAUAUUUGUUGUUAAGAAUAUGGAAAGAGUUAUAUAUUGAGUGACAUGAUGCCUUGAAGUGUGGAGUGAAGCUGAACAGUGAAGUUUAUGAAGGACAGAAAUAUGGCUAAUAUAUUCACCAGCUAUAUACUCUGGGCAACAGUUAUAAGACCGAGCAAUGAACCUGACUUUAUUAGGUUAGCAUUGUAUACAUAAUUACUAUACAUUGUGUACAGAAUGACUCAUUAUUUUAUUAAAAAAAAACAUUUUUAGGUAGGUGAUCAGAAAAGAAAUAUGUACAGAAUGCACAAUGCUAUUAUGAACAGAUGUCUUACAUUGAGGAUCAUACUAAUGAAGCUACCAUCAUAAAAGUUAGCUUCGGCUGUUGAGCAACUCCUCUUUAAUUGCAUAAUUUUAGUGUAGUUAUUAGUGCUUCCCAUUUUCCUGUGUUCAUCUGCUGACAUAUAUUUGAUUUUGUACUCAUUAUUUAAGAACUGGAUCCCUGUGUCCAUCUUUUUAAGUCAUGAGUGGAAGGAGGCGAAUUCAGUCCACAGUGCCUCAAUUGGUCAGAUUUCAUGGGGAAGUCAGUAAAAUUAUUUGGCAAUUAAUGGUAACUUAUUCUUCAGCUAGGAAAACAGCAGCUUAAAAGACUUUAGUGUAGCUUUAUACGAAAAACUUCUUGGUUUUGAAAAUUAAAUCCUUUGUACUGCAGUUCAAAAUUGCAGCUGAACUUAAAAUAUCGUGUGGCACGAGUGUUAUAAAAUAUGUUGGUCGCAAAAUGGUGCGGACUUUUUAUAUUGCCAUGCUAAAACAUUCCAAUUGAAGUGUUUAUGUAACUUUUGUUGGUAAAUGCAAACUUGGUCUGUGACCCACUACCAAUCCACUCAACUCUUGACUGCACUUGAAAUAUUAUUUACGGUGUAUAGAUAUCAGGAUUAUGGUAGUAUUUCAGGGGAGAAGAAAGGCUUAUUAAAUAUCCAGUUCUAUUGGAUAACAGAUUACCACUAUUAAGAAAUACAACCAUGAUUUGAUACUUAUACUAGACAAAUACCUUCUGCAUCAGUUUAUAAUUGUUUGUUCAAGGCACAGCUAUUUGGAGAGAUUUGAAGCCUCCAGUGUGAUUACAUUUGCUUUGGACUUGUCUAAUGAAUUUUGUUCAUAUCAGAUUUGAAAUUAUUUUGAAGAUUAUUAUAUUUUAGUGUGUUUCUCAAUCUUGUAGAUAUAAUUUUAUAAUAUUUUUAAAGACAUUGUUCUGUUACAGGAGCAGCCAACAAAAUAUUCACAAAAUUUUCUUGUGCAUUUUUUGAGAAACCUGAUUAAAAUUUUGUCAAAUAUUCCAUCCAUCCUGGUAUGCCUGAGACUUGCAGGAAUCUCCUGCUGUUCCUCGUGUUAAUGCUCACUUGGUUAAACUCUUACCAACUCACACCUACCCAUAUUAACUUCAUUUCCUCCAAGUUGAUGAAGAGGAAGAGGUUUGAGUCGGGCACCAAUCUGGCAUUUGCCUCAGAGCUUCCAGGCACUGUGGCACUUGACUCAGCCAGAUGACGUGAUGUGUACAAAUACUGUAAGAUGAGUGCAGUGGGCGCUGUGUCGGCCUAUCCACGAGGGUACUCAACAUGGACUUCAUCUGUAGAAUAAUAAAUGUGCCAUUUUGCAUUA